Molecule: messenger RNA, 867 nt
Organism: Penicillium maclennaniae
Lineage: Eukaryota; Fungi; Ascomycota; Eurotiomycetes; Eurotiales; Aspergillaceae
Product: acetyl-CoA synthetase-like protein
Exons: 1
Coding region: 1-867 (288 amino acids)
Source: RefSeq, a predicted model, not a curated record
AUGACUGGAUUUCUAGGCAGCCAGGUGCUUCGGGUAUUGCUUGAGGACCCCAGUGUGGGCCGCAUUGUGGGCCGCAUUGUGGGCUUAGUGCGUUCGGGAAGUGAAACAGAAGCCCGAGACAAGAUACGAGCUCAUGCUCAACUUGGACAAUGGUGGCGUGAUGAGUUUGACUCUCAAAUUGAAGUAUGGCUUGGGGACUUGAGUCUUCCAAGGUUGGGGCUUGACGAUGCGCGUUGGACGGAACUUACGGGUCAGAUGCGCAUCGAUGGAAUCAUCCACAACGGUGCCCGAGUCAACUGGCUAGAUGAUUUCUCGACGCUGAAGCCCACCAAUGUCGACAGCACUCUCACUCUGCUGGAUGCCCUGUCCACUAUGCCAACACCGUGUCCAUUCACAUACGUUUGCGGGGGAUAUCUCCCAUCGCCAACAGAAACUCGAGAGCAAGUUUUGAAUAAUCUCGCUCAUGCAUGUGGAUAUGAUCAAACCAAGUUUCUGUCACGGAUGAUGGUAGAGAGAUACAAUCGCCAGCUUGAUCAAAGGCCAUAUUCAUUCGUCUCGCGGGCACGAGUGGUACAGCCGGGGUUUCUGACAGGUACGAGAUGGGAAGGAAUCGCCCAUCCCGAAGACUUCCUGUGGCGCCUUGCUUACAGCAUUCUGUCUCUUGGAGCAGUGAGCGAUGAUCUGCAGAAAGCACAUCUUCCGGUGGCCGGGGUCGACCAAAUGGCUUCCCUUGUGGUGAACAGUGUUUUGAGACCGCAAGGUAAACACGCAGUGGAUUGCCACGAUGGGGUGUCGAUCGAGAGCUUGUGCAGCAUUCUCAGUUGGCGAAGUGGUCGACUGAUCAAGACCGUGGGUCACAGCGAGUAA